Pollicipes pollicipes is the source of this 2717-nucleotide messenger RNA. Its product is annotated as organic cation transporter protein. Gene Ontology annotation, cellular component: membrane. Gene Ontology annotation, molecular function: transmembrane transporter activity. The coding region runs from base 95 to 1951 and encodes 618 amino acids. The transcript has 2 exons. The record is from RefSeq and is a predicted model, not a curated record. Lineage: Eukaryota; Metazoa; Arthropoda; Thecostraca; Pollicipedomorpha; Pollicipedidae. Gene Ontology annotation, biological process: transmembrane transport.
UGGUCGUCUGAGAAGUUGGCGGCGAGGUGGUGGUCCGGUUCCGGUUGGUGGCCUGGUUGGUGGUUCGGCGAUCUGUGCCGACAUCUCCCACGAGAUGUCAGCACCGCUGCGACCCGGCGCCGCGCCGCCGUUCCAGUCGUCGCGCUGCUGUCAACGGCGAAGCGUCACCAUGGACCAGAAGGCACCCGUCAAGUUCGAGCAGAUUCUGUCUCUGGUCGGCGACGCCGGCCGCUGGCAGUUCGUCAUCUUUCUCUGGUCGGUGGUGGGCGCCAUGCUGUGCGCCUCCCACAACAUGAGCAGCAUCUUCAUCGGCGCCGUGCCCGAGCACCGCUGCUGGCUGCCGGCCGGCGCCAAUCCGGAGCUCUGGCUGCCGCGCGAUAAUGCCUCCGGCAAGCUGGAAAGCUGCCGGAGACUGGUGGCGCCCGGCGCCAACAGCACGCUCCCCUGCGACGGCUGGGUAUACACUGACGUCGAGCAGGCGCCAACCAUCGUCAGCGAGUGGGACCUGGUGUGCGAACGGCGCUGGCUGCUCUCCACCGUGCAGGCGUCCUACAUGUUCGGCAUCUUCUGCGGCGCGCUCAUCACCGGCGUCAUCAGCGACCAGUUCGGCCGCAAGCUGGCCGUCUGCGGCAGCGGCGUGGCCUUCCUCGUGUCGGGCGUGGCGGCCGCCUUCGCGCAGUCGUACGCCGCGUUCGUCGUGCUACGCUUCGUCUUAGCCAUGGCCGGCGCCGGCGUAUUCGGCUGCAUGUUCAUCCUCCUUCUGGAGCUGGUGGGGCCGCGCUGGCGCGCGCUCAUCGGCCUCGUCUACCAGGUGCCGUUCGCGUUCGGUGUCAUGGCGCUGCCGGGGGUGGCGUACGCCCUGCGCAACUGGCGCCACCUGCAGCUGGCCAUCUCGGUGCCGGCCGUGCUGAUGAUGCUUUUCUGGUGGGUGGUGCCCGAGUCGCCGCGCUGGCUCAUCAUGCAGGGACGGCUGGACGAGGCGCUGGCCGUGCUACGCGGCGCGGCGCGGCGGAACCGACGCCCGCUGCCCGGCGACGCGCAGCUGCGGCAGCUAAUGGAGCAGUUCCGCGCCGCCGAAAUGCAGCUGGCCGGCACCGAGCUGGCGGCGCGAUCGCCGCUGCGGAGCUGCGCGGCCGGCGUCUGCGAGAUGACGCACCUGCUCCGCACGCCGCGCAUGCGCCGCAUCAGCCUCUCUUGCUUCUACAACUGGCUGAUCGUGUCGAUGAUCUACUACGGCGUGUCGUUUGACUCGGCCAAGCUGAGCAGCAGCCCGUACCUGGCGAUAUUCCUGGCCGGCUUGGUGGAGGUGCCCGCCUGCCUGCUGUCCGUACCGCUCAUCAACUGGAUCGGCCGCCGCUUCAGCAUGGUCGGCACCCAUUUGUUCACCGGCGCCGCCAUCCUCUGCAUCAUGGCCGUGCCGGUCGCACUCGAGUGGCCCAAACUGGUGCUGGGCAUGUGCGGCAAGUUCUCUGCCUCAGCCGCUUUCGGCAUCGCCUAUCUCUACACGGCCGAGCUGUUCCCCACCACGCUGCGCAACGCUGGCUUCGGUGCGUCGUCCACGUGCGCGCGCGUGGGCUCCAUGUCGGCGCCCUACAUCGUCGACCUGCUGGGACCGGUGCACUGGGCCGUGCCCAGCUGCGUGUUCGGCCUGUGCGCUGUGACGGCUGCGCUGGUGGCGCUCAUGCUGCCCGAGACCAACGGACGCCGGCUGCCCGAGACGGUGGCGGACGUGGAGCGAGACGGGCGCGAGCCAGUGCCGGCCGUCGCGCUGCCGCUAGCGCCUAUCGGCGACGAGAGCUGGCCGGCGCGAGGCAGGCAGACCCGAAGCCGUCUAGCGCACGCCGACGCGCCCCGCGCUCCGAGCGACGGGCCGGGUCGCCACGUCACGCAUCGUGCUCACGCUCUCAUCGAUCACAGUGAUCGGAAAGGCUACAGACAGCCAAUGUCAUGAAGGCCAUUGGCCAUUGCACUGCGAAAUAUUUGAGACGAGGUGCUGCGCCGUAGAUAGGUCCGGAGUGCUGUCCCUAUCAUGGACGGCGUUAUUCGCGCGGCGCGCCUCAUAUAAAGUCAUCGAGAGUAGCAGUGCAGGAACAGGAUUCCAUCCAGAUGGACUGUCCUCGCUGCGUGACAGACGACGCUCGGGAUCCAGAGGACUGCCCCGCUGGGUGACAGACGGACGCUCGGGAUCCAGAGGACCGCCCGCUGCGUGACAGACGACGCUCGGGAUCCAGAGGACUGCCCCGCUGGUGACGGACGGCGCUCGGGAUCCAGAGGACUGCCCCGCUGCGUGACAGACGGCGCUCAGGAUCCUCGCCAGCCGAUCCGCCUACGUCUUGGGACCGAACAUCACCCGACUCAGUCGGUCGAAUGCCCCGAACGGCAACGACCGCGCAGACACCACCUUUGUACCAGAGCAGGCAGUCACACCGAGAGCGAAUACAUCAGACGGGUGUAACGAUUUUUAGCCUCUCUGCCGAAACCCAGAAUAUUUUCGAGUGGCUGAAAGGUUCCGAUUUCAAUGUCCUACCGAGCGCAUAAAUUCGGCGUUUCCUAGAACAUUACCCCGGCAGCCGCCUCGGAACAUGAAGUACGCGUAUUUGUGGUCAAGCCCAUAGCCACGCGGUGGCACUGGGUACCCGUGCAUCCCCUGGGAUCUGGGGUGCGUCCCGUUCUCUCAUUCCGCGCAACCCAUGGACGUGCGGCAUCAGAGUUUCACA